Messenger RNA from Acanthoscelides obtectus, 501 nucleotides. The record is from the annotation of a GenBank genome assembly. Lineage: Eukaryota; Metazoa; Arthropoda; Insecta; Coleoptera; Chrysomelidae.
AUGGCGUUGGGCGUGUCUGCAGGUGGAAGGGGCACCGGCGCAGGCGCCAUUGAGCUCACGGCGGCCGCCAUUGGCCCAGCAGCGGGCGGAGGCGGAGCCAAACAUUCCCUUGACGAUGACGCCGGCACCGGUACCAUUACGAUUUCGGCUGUUUUACCUGAAGGAAUACACGUUUGGCUUGAAAUUUUAGAUGCUGCUGCUGCAGAGCAAUAUAUUUUAUCUAUGUGUCCAUUGGGGUCUCAGCAUGAGCACAAUGACUCCGAAAAUCAACCACAGAAUGAUUUUCAAUCUAUGUGGUCUAUGCCCCACAAUGAAAAUGACUCGACCAUUCAACCAUCUAUUAAUGAUAUGAUUUGGACAAAGAAGAAGCCUUCUGAAAUGGAUAAUGAAGCAACUCAUUUAAUGUUGUCCUUAAGAGAGGAAAAAAGUACUUACUUUGACGACAAAAGAACCAGAAAACUUAAAUUGUGGAAUGACAGCAAAAAAGUUAGAGGAAAAUAA